Molecule: messenger RNA, 1521 nt
Organism: Dimorphilus gyrociliatus
Lineage: Eukaryota; Metazoa; Annelida; Polychaeta; Dinophilidae
Source: the annotation of a GenBank genome assembly
GCACGUGUGUUUCGCGAUUCUCCAGUCGGCAAAUGAUCGAUAUAGUUUUAUAAGUUUAUUGAAAUGGCUUCAGAAAAAAUUCGAAUUAGAUUAGAUAUUGAUCCUAGUCUUAUUGAUUUCAAUAAAAUACCAUCUAGUAAGAUAUGGUAUCAUUUGAACUUUAAGGAACAGCCUACGAUAUCUUCCUUACUGAACGAUAUAUCAACGAAAUUUUUGUGGAAGCAAACGUCUCAUUUAAAAGCAUCGUUACAGCAAUAUCACUUACCAAAAGAAGAAACUACAAAAAUAAUUGAAGAAGAUGAAAUUUUAAUAAUAACUUAUCAUAAGAGCAUUAAGCGGAAAAUUUCUGAGGGUGAUGAAAUUUGCUCAAUGAAAAAAGUUUUUACUAAUAAUAUUGAUGAGGCUGCUAAUACGUCGCUAGUUAACCAUUCAAGUAGUAAUUUUCAAAAUAAAGCUGUCAACAAUACUGAAAGUCCAGCUCAGACAUUAAAUGACAGCUUUGAGGACAAAACUGAUGUCGGUUUAGUCCGUCGACGAAAUCGGAAACGAAGAAAAAAAAACAAAACAGAUGUAAAUGAAGACGCCUAUACAAACACAAGUUUCAUAUUAACUAAUUCUACAGUAGGUUCAAAUAUUGUUCCCAAUAUAAAACCACCCAAGAGCAAAAGGCGUUAUAAAGAUAUACUACCAGCUUCAUCUCACAUUACGUUUCUUUCCGACGAAGAGAAGGAAACUGUCGAAACUUCAAAAAAUACUGACGAAGAUAACAAUGGAGUUCCCUGUAAUGAAAGUUUCAAUAACAACACGAAUCAACUAUCUGACGAGGACAAACAAACAGAGGAAAUGGAUGUAUCUAAAACUGAAUCUACGCCAUGCCAAAUGCCUGUAGUUACAAGAGAAAAAAAAACUACAACACCAGUUAUUCAAGAUGAUAUUAUCAUUUACAAGCGACAAAGGAACAGAAAAGAAAUUAAAUCUUCAAUGGCUCAAGAUUUAAAUAGCUCGACUCCUUGUACUUCUUCUAUUGUGAAGAAUGGGAUUUCUAUUGAAAGUCUUUUAGCUAAAGGUAAAGAAAUGAAAAAGCCUCCAGAUAUAAACGAUUGGAUUGUGUAUAAGAUUUUAGAAUUGGGCUCGUCAUAUACUCCUGAAAUAAGUGAUUUUCGUUUUGGUAAAGUUAUUGAUUACGAUCAAGUUACACAACAAUUAGACGUUAAAUUAGUGCUUAUCAAGAGCGACGAAACAUAUGAAUUAGGCACUUUGGAUAAUGUCUGCUGGACUUCAAUGAUUGAACCGAGAGUAGUUGAAGGCUUUGAUUUAGCGAAUGUGAAGUAAUAAUUAUGCAGGAUAGAGCAUAACAUAAUCCACUUGUCAGCCACUUGAAUCAUUCGCAACGUAGUAUUGCCGUUCUAAUAUUUUUUAAUCCGUUCGCUCGAUUUUGUUUGUUCUUGGGCUAAACUACUUUCUAGUUUACUUAACAAUUCAUUGUAGAUUUUGGAAAUUCAGCUGUCUAUUAUCUUUUCU